CGACGUUAUGCCGACAUAUUCUACAAAUUUACCAUACAAAAUUAAUUUUGAAUUUUCGAUAGAUUUUCUACAAUAAAAUAAUCAGAUUUUGACAAUUACAAUAUUUCAUCAGAACAUCGGGAAACUUCCAUAGGAUUUCCCAAAAAGGCGUCACCCUAUGAACCAAUCAAAUCACCCAUUAGAGAAAAUACUGAGAAAGCGAGAGCAUUUUCUCAUCAGUUUUGUAAUUGGUCAAUAUAUUAUUUACAAAUGGCCACGAACUUCUGUUAAAAAAGUGACUCAAUAUAUACGUUUUACUGCUUAUUUCGUAAGUAUUGUCGUGUUCAAGGGACAGUAUGAUAAUCAGUUAGAUCUAGCUAGCUGGUUUCGCGGUGAAUUUAUUACUCCACAACACAAACUGGAUUACAUGAAAAUUAUAAUAAACUUUACCUGGAUACGAGUCUCGUAAUUAUUACGAGACAUGCUUGAUGUUUAGACUGUCUGCGAUGAAGUGACAAGUUUGCUUUGUCGGCAAGUUUAUUUGCAGUGAUGUCAUCUUGAACUUGUGGAAAAUUAUGUUGAAUCAUCAUAAAGAUCACCAUCCCAGAUAUACCUCAGCUGAUAAAUAAAAAAAUAACAAAUAAACAAUUGUUGACUGUAUAACUAAACAAACAUCUCAGUUAUCUAAUCAACAAAAGAAUCUUACAGUUUGAAACCGUUAAUCUGUUGAACUGUCAGGAGCUUUAGUACAUCAAUGAAAAUGCCUAAGGCAAAAUCCCAGGAGCCCAGAGUAAAGAAAAUGCCUCCGAAAGACACAGAGGAAUACAAAGUACGUCGUGACCGUAACAAUCUAGCAGUGAAAAAAAGUCGCGAAAAGGCAAGAGAAAAGAAACUGGAGAGUAACCAGAGGGUUCAAAAACUCAGGGAAGAAAAUCAAGCCUUGGAACAAAAGGUUACAAUUCUAUCAAAAGAACUAAGUGUUUUAAAAGAUCUUUUUCUGACGCAUGCGCAAGGAUUACAAAUUCCUUCGAAUGAGACUAAGGAAGAGGAUAUUACCGAUCUCGUGAAGGUCAAGAAGGAAACUGAUAGUGACACUGAGGCUGACAAUACAUUUACUGUUAACACAGAGGCUAUAUUAAAGGAUCAUGAAUAUUCAUCACCAUCUAAACUCCAUAAGAAUUGAAUGGACUGUUGUUAUUGCAAUAUAUCUCUGCCCUUCCCCAAUCCCUUAUCGUAUACUGUUGUUUUAAGGAUAUAAGGGGAGGGAGACUCAGAUAAUUUAUUGCAAGACAGUGCUACUACAGAGUCCGAUACAUUAUUCCAUACAUUACACUUACUCGAACCCAGGCCCGUAGCCAGGAUUUGCCAAGGGGGGUUCAGUUUUCAAAAAUUUCCAGGAGGGGUUCACAUUUGACAAUUUUGGCCCAUAUAUGGCUAAAAUC
Owenia fusiformis is the source of this 1421-nucleotide messenger RNA. Lineage: Eukaryota; Metazoa; Annelida; Polychaeta; Sabellida; Oweniidae. The record is from the annotation of a GenBank genome assembly.